Plectropomus leopardus (leopard coralgrouper) is the source of this 1993-nucleotide messenger RNA. It is a transcript of the gene srsf1a, whose product is annotated as serine and arginine rich splicing factor 1a. Lineage: Eukaryota; Metazoa; Chordata; Actinopteri; Perciformes; Serranidae. Gene Ontology annotation, molecular function: mRNA binding. The record is from RefSeq and is a predicted model, not a curated record. Gene Ontology annotation, cellular component: cytoplasm; nucleus.
GUUUCCGGUAUUCAUGAAUACUUCGGAGAAGGAGCGCGGGUCCUGAAGAAAAAUAGGAGUAGUGACCGACUCGUCUACUAGUUUGUCUUCCCACUAAAUAUUCCGCAGACGGCAGCGCGAAACGAAGCGGAUUUUCACUUCUUUCUCCUCUCUGCUCGACGAUUCAAACUGCGCUCGGAGUUAUAUCUCAGUGUGGCUCCACCGCCAGUAGCGUUAUCUUGCGAACAACAAACCGUUAGCUUAAGUAGCCGAGCUAAUCGUUAGCUGCAAUGUCGGGUGUUGUGCGAGGCCCCGCUGGGAACAACGACUGCCGAAUUUAUGUGGGAAACCUUCCUCCUGAUAUUCGCACAAAAGACGUGGAGGACGUGUUUUACAAAUACGGGACGAUUCGAGAUAUCGACCUGAAGAACCGGAGAGGGGGACCGCCUUUCGCCUUCAUUGAAUUCGAGGACCCCAGGGAUGCUGAUGAUGCAGUCUAUGGACGUGAUGGUUAUGACUAUGACGGCUACAGGCUGCGUGUGGAGUUUCCUCGGAGUGGCAGGGGCUCAAGAGGCGGAUUCAGUGGGAUCAGUGGAACCCCCAGAGGCAGAUAUGGCCCUCCAUCCAGACGCUCCGAGUACAGGGUCAUUGUGUCGGGACUCCCUCAGAGUGGCAGCUGGCAGGACCUGAAGGACCACAUGCGUGAAGCAGGCGACGUGUGCUACGCCGAUGUUUACAGAGAUGGAACCGGGGUUGUAGAAUUUGUGCGCAAAGAAGACAUGACCUAUGCCGUUCGAAAGCUGGACAACACCAAAUUCCGCUCACAUGAGGGAGAGACUGCUUACAUUCGUGUGAAAUUAGACGGUCCCCGCAGCCCAAGUUACGGAAGAUCACGCUCUCGCAGCCGUGGCAGUCGGAGCAGAAGCCGCAGUCGCAGCGCCAGCCGCAGCCGAAGCAAUUCCCGUGGUCGUGGCAGAGGAUCGCCCCGCUACUCGCCUCGUCACAGCCGCUCUCGCUCCCGUUCCUAAACCUUUCCACCGAUGUUUUGAUGUAUACCCUCCUGUUUUUAUCUUUUAUGAGUUUCUCCAGAUGUCAGCAAUUGAUUUUUAAUUUUUGCAUUUCAUGUCCCGAUGUCCUUGUGGAUGAUCUUGGUAUGUAGAUGUACACCCUCCUCCCCUCUUUCCCCCCUCUCCCUCCCUCCCCUCUCCAGCUACUUUGUCCUUUUGUUUUCUCCCUCUCUCUCUCUCCCCCCUUUUUUCUGUUCUCAAUUUUUGCAAUAUUAGAAAUUGUGCUGUGUUGAACUUCAAAAACGUUGAGUUCUUACAAGUUGCACUCAAUGUUUUUGCAAGGAUUGAAAAUUGAGUUUUGUUUUUGUUUUUUGUUUUUUAAAAAACAUAGCUUCUCUCAUUGGAUAUGUUGGGUGGGCUGUUUGGACGGGGAGCCCAUUGCUUAACUGUAUUUUACCCUUGUGUCUUCCUUUAGACAUCUGAAGAGAAGGAUUAAAGUGAUUUGGAAUAAAACCCAUUGUGGAGCACAUUUCAUUUGUAUGGUCAGGAUAGGACAUCUAAUUGAGGAGCAAUCAGGUCGAGGCAAUGGUUUUGAUUGGAGGAGUGGCUCAGUGGAUCCCAAUCCUUGGAGCUGGAUGAGUGGAUCGAUUAGGGAAGGGAUAGGCAAGGAUGGAUGCUCGGAACGGGAUCAGUUUUCCAGGAUUCAAAUGAGAGUUUGAUUUCAGAACUAAUUAACGGGAGUCCCAGAGCAACUUUUUUUUUUCCCCUCUAUUAGGCCCCCCAAUGCCUAUUUAAAUUUUUUCAGUGGUAAUGGCUUUAUUUUACAAGAAAACGAAACUGAGGACCAGGAAGUUGGAUCAAAGGAUGGAGUCGUAGAUGCCUGGUAUGAAGGAAUUAAAAAUUUGGGAUUGGGAGGGGGUUUUUAAUGUGGGAGUAGUUUCUAUGUUUGAUUUUGCUUAAUCUUGCUUUUCUCUUAGCGUUUUCAAUAAAACACUUUCAAACAAGGA